AUGGCAGAUGGUCCUUCUUCCCGCGAGGGGGGCCUAUUCUCUCAGACUAGAGUUUGCAUCAUCCACUCCCACGAGCUCGAUAAACACUUCGCCUCUCAGUUAUCAUCGUCGAUUGAAGAGCACGGCGGAGAAUCUGUAAUCCAUAGGUCGCCUGCUCCACUACCACCCUGUAACGAAUUCACGCAUGUCAUCUCAUCCACUAUUGAUUUUCCCGGCCAUGAAGCCCUCUGUGACUUGUUGAUACCCGUUGUCAAACCACAAUGGGUUCAAGCGUCUAUUGCGAAGAGAAAGCUGGCCAACCCGCGGCAGUAUAAUCCCGACCCGAGACUCUUCCUAAAUGACGUGGUCGUCAAUUGUUGUGAUAUACCAGAAGGCGACAAAGAUGCUAUCAUUGGAGGCGUUCUAGCUAUGGGAGGACUCUAUACACCGCGAAUUUCUAGCAGCACGACUCACGUUGUUGCGCUGAGCGUAGACGAGGAAAAGUGUAGGGCCACAUGCGCAAAGCUGAAGAAUUUGAAAAUCGUACUUCCUCAUUGGUUUGACGAUUGUUUAAAGCUGGGCAAGAGGAUAGACGAAGGACCAUAUAUGCUGCCUCACCCUGAAAUCCUCCAGCCCUACUACGACGCACCUGUUAAGAUGACGGCAAACCCAGAGAUUAUUGGCGCAUCUACUCCACAACCAAAAGAUUUAUAUUCCUUGAACAAUGCACGCGAAGAUUUAAAUGUUUUUGACGGGAAAACUUUGAUGAUAUCAGAAGACUUGAUGAUUGGAGAACGUAUGUUACAGUGCCUUGAAACGGUAAUAACUGAUGGAGGUGGAAAAACCACGUAUGAUGUUAAUAGAACGGACAUAUAUAUCUGUCGUUACCGCGAGGGAGACGACUAUCGAACUGCCUCGAGACUUGGAAAGGACGUUGGAAAUUUGUCGUGGCUUUACCAUCUCAUCGUCCACAACACUUGGAUUUCACCACUGCGCCGACUCCUUCACUAUCCACUUUCCAGAGAAGGUAUUCCGGGGUUCAAGGACUUUAAGAUAAGUCUGUCGAAUUACGCAGGAGAGGCGCGAAUAUACCUCGAAAACCUUGUCCAGGCUGCUGGUGGUGAAGCUACAAAAACACUAAAACAGGAGAACACACAUCUAAUUACCGCUCAUUCAAAUAGUGAAAAAUGCACGGCAGCGCGAGAAUGGAAUCUUCAUAUUGUGAACCAUCUGUGGCUAGAAGAAAGCUAUGCAAAGUGGCAGCUAAAGCCAGUGUCUGAUCCUCGAUACACACAUUUUCCACAAAGAACCAACCUGGGGGAAAUUGUUGGCCAAACGAGGAUAGAUAAGUUCGCCAUUGAAGAGCAUUUCUUCCCGCCUGAAUAUAAUACUACCCCUGAAGGGAUUGAACCAUCAACUGCUAUGAAACAAAAAGAUAGUAAUAUCCCCCCAACUAGUUCUGCAGUUGAUACUUCUACGGAGGAAUGGAAGAAAUCGAAAUUCAAGAAACCGACGCCUGUCCCUAAGACUAAUGCACCACGAUCCACCAAAGAACCACAAUCUACAACGAAAGAUUGUGCCUCUACUCAAACGCCCGUCAUGUCGCGAUUUCACAGAGAAGGUAAAGAAAACGACACCCCCUCUACCACCGGAAGUAGGAAGUCCAAAGAUCUUGCCACUGCACGGCUACACCAAAUUGCUCCAGAUAUCUCGCUCUAUGAAAAGGAGAAACGACGAGCUGGUGGUGUUGUUUAUGGUGGGAGGAGGAAGAGCGACGAUCAAGUAGCGGUCUCGCGAAAGCGGUCGGUUGAGCCCGAAGAAACAACAGAUCCUGAUAUGAAGAAACAAAAAAAGGGCAGGCCUGCAACGACUAUGUAUCUGAUCAUCACUGGAUAUACACCAUGGGUAGGGGAGUCUAGACGGGAAGACUCUGAUAGGCGCCGCCUGCGCGAUCUUGGAAUCAUGGUGGUCCAGGAUGCGUCCAAAUGUACUCAUCUUGCUGCUCCAUCUAUUUUGAGAACCCAUAAAUUCGUCAACGCCCUUGCAUACGCGCCAAAAAUCCUCAACUGUGAGUUUGUCACGGAUUGCCUUAAGCAGGAGAAACUCCUAGACCCAGCAAAAUAUCUACUGCGCGACAAGAAGUCGGAGAAAAAGUUUAACAUUUGCCUCGAAAAGGCGCGAAAUAGAGCGGAGAAGAACAAGAAUACACUGCUUCAAGGCCGCACAAUAUUUUGCGUUGAAACAAUUCACGGGGGCUUUGAUGUAUUCAAAUCUAUCAUCGAGACGAACGGAGGGCAAUGUGCCUUGUACCGUGGGCGACCUCUCAUGAUUUCCAACCGUCGCAGCGGAAAUGAAGACGAAGGCGAUAAUAGCAAGGAUGAAGUGUACCUUAUCAGUGGGACGGACAAAGCACAUCAGAAGUUGUGGCCCAAGUUCCGUACCAUGGCCGAAAAUGCGAAGAAGACACCGAGAAUCAUGCGCUCCGACUGGUUAUUGGAGCUCGCCAUGGCGCAGGAAUGGCGGUGGAAGCCUGAACUGGAACUGAAGGAGAACGACAUCAAGACAGAUGGAGAUUGUUAG
Messenger RNA from Ophidiomyces ophidiicola, 2559 nucleotides. It is a transcript of the gene ESC4, whose product is annotated as regulator of Ty1 Transposition. NCBI's taxonomy places the organism in Eukaryota, Fungi, Ascomycota, Eurotiomycetes, Onygenales, Onygenaceae. Gene Ontology annotation, cellular component: nucleus; Cul8-RING ubiquitin ligase complex. Gene Ontology annotation, biological process: double-strand break repair; DNA double-strand break attachment to nuclear envelope. The coding region runs from base 1 to 2559 and encodes 852 amino acids. The transcript is spliced from 4 exons. The record is from RefSeq and is a predicted model, not a curated record.